Messenger RNA from Pararge aegeria (speckled wood butterfly), 1352 nucleotides. Its product is annotated as retinol dehydrogenase 14-like. Lineage: Eukaryota; Metazoa; Arthropoda; Insecta; Lepidoptera; Nymphalidae. The record is from RefSeq and is a predicted model, not a curated record. The transcript has 5 exons. Bases 140 to 1141 code for a protein of 333 amino acids.
AUGUUUUCCUUUGUCCAAAGAGCGGAGCGGAAAAACGUAAUUUUUAUAUUCAUUCCACUUGUGUUACGACAUGAACGCGUAUUUGUAGUAACGAAUUUUCUGGUAUAUUGAAUAACAUUAAUUUGUCUCUCGAUUUAAAAUGGUGUCGGCAACUGUUAUCUAUGCGGCUGUUCCGAUCUCAGCCGUGGUUGUGCUAGGUUUAGUACGUAAAUGGAGAUCCAGGAAUUGGGCAAAGUGUACAAGCAAUACAUGCCUGAGAGGUAAAACCUUCUUGAUUACGGGAGCGAACAGCGGUAUCGGGCUGGAGACGGCCAAAGCCCUUGUGAAGAGAAAGGCACGUGUAAUCUUCGCCUGUCGUGAUAUCGAGAAGGCGAAGCAGGCUGUAGCCCAAAUCAGACAUGAACAAGUUACUGGCGGCGAAUUGAUCCCAAUGCAACUAGAUUUGGCCUCUUUUGAAUCAAUCGAGAAGUUUGUUGAAGUAGUCAAAGCUGGGUUCAACAAAAUAGAUGUUCUUAUCAACAAUGCUGGAGUGGUGAUACCUUUGGAAUUGGAUAUGAAAACCAAGGAAGGAUUCGAGAUACAUCUUGGUGUGAACCAUUUAGGACAUAUGUAUUUGACUAAUUUAUUACUUGACCUGUUAAAAAAAGCCACACCUAGCAGAAUAGUGAUAGUCUCCUCGACACUUCACACAAAAGGCAAACUGGAUUUCGAUGAUCUGAACUUACGGGCACAAAUAAAAAAGGCUAAGAGCGGUGAGGUCUCUCGUCAUAACCCCGGUUACUGCAACUCUAAACUGAUGAACAUGUAUCAUGCUCGCGCUUUGGCUGACAAACUGAGAGACUCUGGAAUUGACGUUAAUGCCUGCUGCCCUGGAUUCUGCUACACUAAUCUGUUCAGGUACUUCAUAAAAUGGUACCACUACAUACUUAUGGCACCUGUAGCCUUCCUGUUUAUGAAGUCUGCGAAACAAGGUGCGGAAACUGUUGUGUUCACGGCAACCGAUUACGGCAUCGAAGGACACUCUGGCAAGUUCUACAGCAACUGUGCUGAGUACAUAUCUCCGUACCCCUUCGAUAAGAAUGAGGAGACGAAGUUGUAUGAACGCAGUGAAGAAAUGAUUAAAUCUAGAAAACCCCUAUAAAUGUAAUGCAAUGGGAAUAAGUGGCGUAAUUUGUAACUUUUUUGACAGGCUGCAAAUCGGUCGUCAUACAAAUACUAAUAUCCUUACUAAUAUUAUAAAUGCGAAAGUGUGUUUGUUUGUCCUCCCUUUACGCGCUAAGUCAACGUCAAAUAUUUCUUUAUUCAAAUAGGCACAUAGAUGGCACUUUGACGCGUUGAUUAUAUACAAAAUG